Exophiala bonariae is the source of this 480-nucleotide messenger RNA. RefSeq lists its product as uncharacterized. The record is from RefSeq and is a predicted model, not a curated record. Bases 1 to 480 code for a protein of 159 amino acids. The transcript has a single exon. Lineage: Eukaryota; Fungi; Ascomycota; Eurotiomycetes; Chaetothyriales; Herpotrichiellaceae.
AUGGCUUUACAGUCGCAAUACGUUUUCACGCUAUACGUAGACCUCGCGCCAGCUUUGGACUUUGGGAAAACUACCAGCAGUGGGAACCGCAGAUUUAUCCCCAUCACCGGAGGUAGACUGGAAGGACCGAAUUUAAAAGGAGAGAUAUUGCCAGGUGGAGGUGAUUGGAAUGCUGUACGCGCUGACGGCGUCGUUCAUGUCCUGGCAAAGUACGCCAUCAGGCUGGAGGAUGGAACGAUGGUCAACGUGCACAAUGAAGGCUAUGGGCGAGCAAGCCAAACAGUCAUGGAGGGAGUUUUCAGUGGCCAGCCCGGCGGCGCAGUACCUGAAGGCAGCGAAUGGUAUACGAAGACCUGGCCACGAUUCGAAGUGGCUGACAACACUAAACAUGCCUGGAUGUGCCGAACGUGCUUCGUGGGAAAUCUGUUGAAGCCGGAGGGGCCUGGCCACGUUCAGAUCGAAGUGUUUGAGCUGCUUUGA